Hipposideros armiger (great roundleaf bat) is the source of this 757-nucleotide messenger RNA. RefSeq names its product P antigen family member 1-like. The transcript has a single exon. Bases 62 to 757 code for a protein of 231 amino acids. The record is from RefSeq and is a predicted model, not a curated record. NCBI's taxonomy places the organism in Eukaryota, Metazoa, Chordata, Mammalia, Chiroptera, Hipposideridae.
GGCGGUGGUGUUUCUUCCUUGUGGAGCCUUUCCUGCUACUGGAGACUCAACGGUGUGAAGUAUGAGUAAGCACGUGAGAUCGCGAUUCGAAUGGAAAAUACUAGUAGAAGAUCCAGAGUCUUCAGAGCAAGUUGCACCUGUGGCUGCCCAGCAACCCAGUGAUGAUCAAGCACAACAAGAGGAGCCACCAACUGAAAGUCAGGAUAUUACACCUGAUCAAGACAAUGAAGAUGAAAGAGCACCUGUGGUUCCAGAUCCUGACCUAGAAACUGAACUCCAGGGACUGGCUCUCUGUAAGACUGGGCGUGAGGACAACGUCAAAGGAGCAAGUUUCGCAAAGUUACAGCCCAUUCCACUGCCAGCAGCAGGACCUGACCCUGAAACUGAACUCCAGGACCUGGCUCAGCCGAACACCGGGGAUGAGGGCAGAGAUGGUCCUGAUGCCAUGGAGGACGUCUUACCAAAACUAGAAUCCAUUUACAUGCCAGAAGCAGAAACUGAUGUCCAGGACCUGGCUCAGCCGAACACUGGGGAUGAGGGCAGAGAUGGUCCUGAUGCCAUGGAGGACAUCUUACCAAAACUAGAAUCCAUUUAUAUGCCAGAUGCAGGGCCUGAUCCGCAAGACGAUCUCCGGGAAUUGGCCCAGUCAAAGAUUGACCGUGAGGGCAGAGAUGGUCCUGAUGUCAAGCAGGAGGUUGUACCAAGACUAGAAACCAUUCGCAUCCCCAACACAGGGGAAGGGCAACCACAGGACUAA